AUGUCUUCAACGACUCCCGUCACGGCCGACUUCUCGUCCCCUCCACUGAAACGCAGCAAGAUCGUGCUUUUGGGCGACCAGAGUGUGGGGAAGACGAGUCUAAUUACAAGGUUCAUGUAUGACACGUUCGACAACACAUACCAGGCAACGAUAGGCAUUGACUUUCUGAGCAAAGCCAUGUACCUGGAGGACCGCACGGUCCGGUUACAGCUCUGGGAUACAGCAGGCCAGGAACGUUAUCGUUCGCUCAUCCCAUCGUACAUCCGUGAUUGCUCUGUCGCAAUUGUGGUCUUCGAUAUUACAAACCGCCAGUCCUUCAUGUCUACGUCGAAAUGGAUUGACGAUGUGCGGUCGGAGCGAGGGAAUGAUGUAAUCAUCGUCCUCGUGGGGAAUAAGGCAGAUCUCUCGGACAAGCGGCAAGUGACUCUCGAGGAGGCGAACGCGAAAGCGACGCAGCUGAACAUCAUGUUUAUGGAGACAUCUGCGAAGGCUGGUCAUAAUGUCAAGAGCUUGUUCAAGAAGAUUGCUAUGUCGUUGGUCGGGAUGGAGAAGGAGAAUGAAGCGUCCGAAGCCCAGAACACGAAGAUCGACGUUACAUCGCCACCACAAAACGACAUGCCCGAUGCAUCGCAGUGUCAGUGCUGA
Epithele typhae is the source of this 645-nucleotide messenger RNA. Its product is annotated as ras-domain-containing protein. The record is from RefSeq and is a predicted model, not a curated record. The transcript has 6 exons. Lineage: Eukaryota; Fungi; Basidiomycota; Agaricomycetes; Polyporales; Epitheliaceae. Gene Ontology annotation, molecular function: GTP binding; GTPase activity. The coding region runs from base 1 to 645 and encodes 214 amino acids.